Messenger RNA from Pocillopora damicornis (cauliflower coral), 6047 nucleotides. Its product is annotated as protein polybromo-1. The record is from RefSeq and is a predicted model, not a curated record. Gene Ontology annotation, molecular function: protein binding; chromatin binding. NCBI's taxonomy places the organism in Eukaryota, Metazoa, Cnidaria, Anthozoa, Scleractinia, Pocilloporidae. Gene Ontology annotation, cellular component: RSC-type complex. Gene Ontology annotation, biological process: transcription elongation by RNA polymerase II; chromatin remodeling.
UCGAGACCGCAACGUGUCUUGAAAGCAAAAGAAAAGCAAGGCGUAGAGGGAGAAGAGAGAAAAAUUGUAGAAGCGACUGUGCGUGAUAGGAAGGAAGGAUCCUGAGCAGAGCUUCUACAGUAUGACGAAACGUAAACGCGUCGGUACCGGUGGUCGUGCGUCAGGGUCAGGCCUGAAGAGUCAAGAUAGUGUAUCCGAGGGAUCAGAAGGGCGCGAAAAGAAACGUCGAAAGCGAUCCACAUCGCCAAAUGACCCAGCUGACAUUUGUGCAGAAUUAUACGAAAUCAUCAGGAAUUUUAGAGAUGACAGUGGAAGAAUUCUUUGUGAAUCCUUCAUUCGAUCACCAAAGAGGAGGAACAUUCCUGAAUACUUUGAAGUUAUUUCAACUCCUAUUGAUUUGUUGAAAAUACAGCAACGUCUGAAAACAGAUGAAUAUGAGGAUGUUGAUGCUUUUAGUGCUGAUAUACAACUGUUAUUUGAUAAUGCCAUCAAGUUCUAUAAGUCUGAUGUUCAGGAACACCAGGAUGCUAUUAAACUCAGAGAGGCUUUUGAUGAGGCAAAGACAAGACUUUGUACUCAAUUGGAUAAAGGGGAAGGAAUGUUUGAUGAUGAUAUGGAAGGAGAUGGCAAUGAUGAUGAAGGGGAUGAUGAUGGUGAUGAGGAAAGUGAGGAUGACGACAAGACAGAGAAGGGCAAGCAGUUGUUUUAUAAGGAUGGAAAUGCAUUUGGAAAAAGACAGUCUGGUCUCCCAGCAGAUGAGGAUGAUAAUGAAUCAUCAUCCACACGAGAUGAUGACGAAGCAGAUUCUGCCUCUAAUGUUCUCACUUACUGUGGGGAACUUGUAAGUGCAGUGUUGGAAAUGAAAGAUAACCAUGGAAGAGUUAUUUGCCAGCUUUUCAAGAAGAUACCACCUGAAUCUCUUUAUCCAGAAUACUAUGAGAUCAUCAAAGAACCCAUAGACUUGAAAACAAUUUGCACUAAACUGAGAAAUAACCAAUAUGUGAACCUUGAGGAUGCUGAGAAAGAUCUGUUGUUGAUGGUCAAGAAUGCCCAUGCCUUCAAUGAGCCAGGCUCUCAAGUAUAUAAGGAUGCCACUGCAAUUAAGAAAGCAAUACAGACAAAGAAGGCAGAAAUUGAUCACACACUGAUGGGCGCCAAGUCAAGCAAAAGAUUAAAAGCACGGAGGAGCACUGGUAAAAUAAACACUUCAGUAGUAGCAUUCCUUGAGGAGACAGAAGAUGGUUUGGAAGAAAGGGCUGAAGUGCCUGAGGAAGAAGAACACACAGAAGACAGUUUACAUGGUGAUGAAGAUGGUAGUGGAGAUCAAGACUCAGACAACCCACUUAUGAUGCUUUUUUCUGAGGUUUAUCGUUUCACUGACCCAACUGGCCGUACACUCUCAGAGCCUUUCCUCAGGCUGCCAUCCAGAAGAGCUUACCCUGAUUAUUAUGAAGUAAUCACACAGCCUAUUGCUUUGUCAAAGAUCAGAUCUCAAAUAAAGACUGGUCAAUAUGAAAACAUGGAGGACUUGGAAAAAGACAUGGACUUGUGUUUUCAGAAUGCACAAACAUACAAUGAGUCCAGUUCAAUGCUUUAUAAGGAUGCUCAAAGGAUGCAAGAACACAUGAAAAAGAAGAAGGUUGAGAUUUUGAAAUUUAUGGAAGAGAAGGGAAUCAGUUUGGAAGAUUACAAGAAAAAGAAGAAGGCCAAGAAAUUGGAACCUGAGUUAGCAACAAUAGCAACAACAACAACAACAACAGCGACAGUGACAGCAACACCAGCAAAAGAGGUUACUGGUGGAGUAGUGAUUGAGAGGAAACCAAAGACAGAGAUUAGAAAACCCAAGAAAACCAAACGUGUUGAAGAGGUUGACCCUAUUUUGUUGAGAAAAAGAAUGCGUCAGCUAUACAAGGCUGUGGUGAAUUACCAGGAUGAGAAUGGAAGAUACCUUUCAGCAAUAUUUGUGGAACUUCCUUCAGCACAGGAUUAUCCAGACUACUAUCAAGUCAUAUCUGAACCAGUGUGCUUGAGCCAGAUUGAGAACAACAUCAGAGACAGCAAAUAUUCUGGGGAAGAAGAACUGAUGCUUGACUUUGAAGUUAUGUUUGACAAUGCACGUUAUUACAAUGAGGAGGAUUCCCAAGUGUAUCAGGAUGCCUGCACUUUAGAAAAAGUGCUUAGAAAAAAGAAGAAAUCACUUGGUCCCCUUCAGCAAGCUCCUUCUCAAGCUGCUGAACCACAUGCUGGGACAUCUCAAGCAACACCAGUUAAGCAGGCAACACCCACCAAGUCUGGGAGAAUAUCAUCUUCACCAGGUGCAGCCAAAAAGUACAGUCAGGUGCCUUCUGCUACCAAUGAAUUGAAGGAAUUGUGUCGGGAAUUGUUUAAUGCUGUUAAAGACUGCACUGACAGGCAUGGAAGACAACUUUGUCUCAUCUUUCAAAAGUUGCCAUCAAGAACAGAAUAUCCAGACUACUACACGUUGAUAAAAAAGCCAAUAGACAUGGCUAAGAUCAACUCCAAACUUUAUGGGGAUCAAUAUCAUACUCUGGAUGACUUCCUCUCAGAUUUUCAGCUUAUGUUUGACAAUGCUUGUCGCUACAAUGAACCUGACUCUCAGGUCUACAAGGAUGCUUUGAGCCUUGCCCGAGAAUUGUUGAGAAAGAAAGUAGAAUUAGUUGGGGAUGAGAGUAAAGUACCUAACAUGCAAGAUGUUGUUCGCAAACUUUUGAAUGCUUUGCAUCAAGCUGUGAUGACUCAUGUGGAUGACGAAGGACGCUGUUUUAGUGAUUCUCUGGCAGACUUUUCUAUACUUCAACAAGAUAAGAGACGUUUAUCCCUGUCAAGCAUUGGAGAAGCCCUCAGAAAGGGACAGUACCACAGAUUGGACAGAUAUCAAGAGGAUGUUUUUGCAAUCUUGGAAAAGGCUAGGGAGGUGUUUCGUUCAGAUACUGAGAUGUAUGAUGAUGCCGUAGAACUACAGCAGUUUUUUGUGACUCAGAGAGAUAGGCUGUGUAAAGAUGGAGAGAGGUUUGUUUCUCCAGCCCUCGUCUUUAUUAAAAGGCACCUACUCCAAGAUCUGGACGAGGAGAGAAAAUCAAAAGCUGAUGCGGAAGGCAAAGAAGAUGAAAAGCAAAGAGAGCUUGAAAAAGGAGAAGGGAAACAAAAGUCUCAAGUUCCAGUAAGCGAUGAAGCAUGUGAACAGGAGAUGUCCUACAAAGACAUAAAAAUUCGUGUUGGGGACUUUGUAUUCCUUGAACCAAGGGAAGAAGACCUUCAGCCACAUAUUGUGUCUGUUGAAAAGCUUUACAAAGAUAGUUAUGGAGAACAGUGGCUGUAUGGAAGCUGGUUUUAUCGACCUGAGGAAACGUUUCACGCAGCUACGAGGAAAUUCUUAGAAAAGGAAGUUUUCAAGAGUGAUUACAGUGAAUGCUCAAACUUGAAGCAAGUUCUGGGAAAAUGUUAUGUCAUGUUCGUUAAGGACUUCUUCAAGCAGAAGCCUGAGAAUUUCAAGGAUGAGGAUGUUUUUGUUUGUGAAUCAAGAUACAAUGUCAAGACGAAGUCGUUUAAAAAGAUAAAGGUGUGGUCUUUACCUCCAUCAAAAGUCAGUCAUGUCACAAGAGAGGAACCUCUCCACCCGAGACGUGUUCCAUCUGUUUUUGUCAACAAAAAAGGCAACACUGCACAGCCAAUGGAAAUUGAUUCAGAAGAAGCACCUGUCCAAGAUGCGAAAAAGAAUGUGGUUUUGGAGUCUCCUCAAAACGCGGAGGAGGGCUCUAUAUAUUAUGAACAGUUCUGUGUGAGAGACACUCCCUUCAAGCUUGGAGACUGUGUCUAUGUCAGGUCAGAUGAGGGAUUUCUGUGCAUGUCCAGAAUUGAUAAGUUGUGGACAGACAGAAGUGGACAUGCAUGGUUUCACGGGCCUUGGUUUAUUACACCUGCUAGUACUCAGCAUCUACCCACCAGGAUGUUUUAUGAAAAGGAAGUGUUCCUUAGCUCACUAGAAGAAACCUUGCCUACUGGCGCCAUUGCAGGAAAAUGCUGCGUGCUGCCAUUCAGGGAAUACGUCAGAUGUCGGCCCACAGAAAUUCCAGAAAAAGAUAUUUACCUGAACGAAGCGAGAUAUGAUGAAGAAGAAGGACAAUUCAGAAAACUGAAAGGUCUCAAGCGUUAUACUUUGACCGUCAGUGUGCAAGAGGAUGAAUACUAUUUCUUUGAAAAACCAAUCAGCCCAGUGAAGGUCCCCUCUCGUCUCUUAAUUGAAGACCUGGAUCUGUUAGAAGAAGAGCGUAGUCAUUCCCCAGCCUUGAAUUUGACAGAGUCGACAGGCGACGGAAGCAAGAAGCCAAAAAAACAGAGAGGUCAGUCUGGGUACCUUUUAUUUUCUCAUGAAAUGAGGUCAAGCAUCAGAAAGGAACACCCAGAGUAUGCAUUUGGUGAGAUCAGCCGCAUCAUUGGAGUCGAGUGGCGCAAUAUAAGUGCACAGAAGAAAGCUGACUAUGAAGCAAGAGCUCAACUGCAGCUUUCCCAGAAUGAAUCUGAGGGUUCUGUUGACAGUGGACAAACUAUUCCAACUGGCCCUAUUUUUGUGUAUGAGUGUUUAUGGAAAGGUUGUGAUUAUCAGUAUGAAGAUCUUCACGAUAUGAGGAUACAUCUGUUAGACAGCACAUGUCAUCUCCGCAAAUCAGAAGAUGGAUUGUUUCAUUGCCUGUGGAGCACAUGCACAAGGGUACGGCGUGGACUCAGACCAUUUAAUGCAAGUUCUAAGUUAUUCAGGCAUUGCUGGGAGGUGCAUUUAACAGGUCAACCGAAGCAAAUUACUCAGCAGCAAAGAAGCAAGAACUAUUUUCCAAAACACCGGGCAGCGCUGGUUACUUCUACUCCAGAGCCUUCAACUGCUCAGCGCACGGCUGCCACCCCUGUUACUGCGCCCUCAGCAGGCGCUAAUGGAGUGUCAGCUCACAUAAUGGCCACAAUUCCUGGGGGAAAUCAAUUUUCUCAGACAGCCAAUCAAAUGCAAGGAAAUGCUUACAUAGGAGGACGGAUAACUCCCCAAGCCAUGCAGCAAGCUCUUUAUCAAGGAAAUGCUGGAGUGAGUGGUAUGGCUUCAAAUACCUCACCGGUGUCAGGCAUGAUGCAUAUGAACAUGGGUAUGAGUGGCAUUACACAGCAACCUGCACAACAAUCUGCAGCACCGGCAGCUCAAAUUGUAGGCUUUCCACAACAGCAUCAGCAACAACUCAAGCAGCAGUACAGUCCUGCUCCACAACAACAGCAGUUUAAUUUCCAACAGCAAGUGAACCAGAUCAGCACAAUGCAACAGCAGCAGCAGCAGCAACAGCCGCACUAUCCUCAACAAGUACAACAGCAGCAGCAGCAGCAGCAACAACACCAACAGCAGCAACAACCACCACCACAACAACAGCCGCAGCAACAGCAGCAGCAGCAAGUGGCUCCACACGUAGCAGCUAUACCACCCCCUAAGGAAGCGCCGCCUCCCAUAUUUCUCGCUCCACCACCUAAACCUCAAAGGUUACAUCAUUCCGAUGCUUAUCUGAGGUACAUUGAAGGACUUCGUGAUGGGAUCCCUCAUAUGAGCAAUUGGAACCAGGCUCGCAAACCUGAUGCUUCCAGUAUGACGCCUCAACAACUGGCUCAGUUACCAAUUCAGUGGCUGGGGUGUGGUUAUGGCGACUAUGAAAAUGCUGUGGAUGCUUUGUGGAAUUUACGAGAUCACAUGCUUAGAGAUGCGCUGACUCUAUCCAAGGUCACAGAACAGUAGAUACAUUCACAUAAUUUAUUUUAGAAUGUUCUCAUAUCAGCACAUGCUAAGAAGAUGACUUUGUGUUUUAUCAAGUUGUGAACGUGUUAGUUUGCCUUGUUAUACAGCAGGAGGCCCUACUGUAAGGAAACACCUUUGUGUUUUGGGUGUUUUUGUUUCAGUAAAAGACUUUAAAGGUGUUUCCUCUGACUCAGCCUGUAUUAACCUUUUUUGUAAAUGUACUUAUUCAUAGAAGGAGUUAAAUAAAAUGGAACAUAUACCGUGA